AUGUCCCACAAAGAAAAUAACUACAUGGAAAAGGACGUCAGUCCGGGGGAUAGUGAGGUUUCGGCAGCGUCUUCAGUCACGUCAAAGGCUGAAAGUGGGCCCGUCAAGAAUGUGCAGUUCACUGACGAUAGUCCCAGCGUAUUUUAUCGUCAUGAUGACAAUCUGGAAUCGGCAUUGUACUCCACGGACGAAGAAGCCGGUGGAGAGCCUGAUUCGAAUCGGGAAUCACCAGAGAUCAAAAGGCUUCGAAACUCUCUUAAACAUUUCACUAUCGGAAGCAGUGGAUUGAGUACACAAGGGGCCGAGGAAUUUGCAGAAGAAAACCAUUCCAGGGACGAGUUAAGCGAUCAAUUUGACGCUGAGGCCGGUGAGUUUAACAAGAGGCCGUUGAGUGAUACGCCAAUAGUUAGUGGUGUCAAUUCCCCUUCUGCUAUGUCGCCGUUGGUGUUAAGUGACGAAGAAGAAGAUCUCAUGGAAGAAGAGGAGGAGAAGAAUAACGAUAUGAACCCCUCAUCUGCCGAGCUCAGACAGCAUCAAUUGAAGAAGGUGACUGAUGCAAACACUCGAAAGAACAAACAGAUCCCGCCACCAGAUUCCCUCCAUGAGUGGGGCAGUGCAUUCAGUUUUCCAGGACAAGCAAAGCCUAAGCAGAGUGCGAGCGGUGCAGGUGUGACCAUCAAUGAAAAGUUGGUUGUGGUUAUGGUUGGACUCCCUGCUAGAGGCAAAUCUUAUCUCAGUAAGAAGUUAGUUAGAUAUUUGAAUUGGCUCCAAAUUCCUUCCAAGAUCUUUAAUGUUGGCUCUACGCGACGUGCAAAAUCAAAGCUACUGGGUCCUUCAAAUGCUCCAUUACCAGAUGGGCAGCAGGCGAUUCAUGAUGCCAGUUUUUUUUCUCCAAACAAUACAGAGAGUGUUAAGCUGCGUGAGGAGUGGGCCAGAGAAACAUUGGAGCAUUUGCUCGACUACUUGCUGAAUCAUGACGGAUGUGUUGGUGUAUUCGAUGCGACAAAUACCACCGUUAAGCGAAGACAGAUGGUGUUUGAAACAAUCAGGAAGGAUAGUCACGGGAAGCUUAAGGUGCUCUACUUGGAGAGCAUCUGCAAUGAUAAAAGGAUUAUAGAUGACAAUGUGAGGUUGAAAUUGGAUGGCCCCGAUUACAAACAAAUGGAUAGGGCCAAGGCUUUACAGGAUUUCAGAGGUCGCCUUUCCAAUUAUGCGAAUGUGUACGAGACGAUUUCACCCAAAGAAGAGCAGAAUAAAUAUUUCCAGUACAUUCAGAUGAUCGAUGUGGGACGAAAAGUGAUUGCUUGCAACAUCAAAGGGUUUAUUCCCUCGCAGAUCAUCUACUACUUUUUGAAUUUCAAUUUGUCCAAGAGAUUGACGUUUAUUGCCCGUCAUGGCGAGUCUACCGACAAUCUGAGAGGAAGGAUAGGAGGUGAUGCGCCAUUAACGGAGCGGGGAAGACUGUUUGCGAAGGCGUUGGUUAGAUUUAUCGACUUCAAGAAGAAGCAAUUUCGGGAAACGCAGUUGCAUGAAUAUAACGAGAAGCUAGAUGACAAAUAUUACAAAGAUUUUGUGGAAGCAGGCGAAUUACAUACUCCGGAGGAGCCUCAAUUCCAGGUGUUAUCUUCGACAAUGAAACGUUCAGUUCAAACGAUCAAAUACUUUCCCGAGGACCGGUACGCAAUCAAGCAGUUGAGAGCGUUGGAUGAAUUAGGAAGUGGUAGCUUUGAUGGCAUGACCUAUAAAGAGAUUCAGGAUCAAUACCCUGAAGAGUUUGCUGCUAGAUUGGCCGACAAAAUGAGUUAUCGAUACCCAGGUGUAGGUGGUGAAUCUUAUCUGGAUGUCAUCAAUCGGCUGAAGCCUAUCAUCAAUGAGAUGGAAAGGACCACCAAUCAUAUGUUAAUCAUCACACAUAGAGUUGUUUCCAGGAUUUUGCUUGCUUAUUUUCUCAAUUUAAAAAGGGAAGCUGUUGGAGAAUUGGAUGUUCCAUUGCAUGCCGUGUAUGUCUUUGAGUCUCGACCGUUUGGAGUUGAAUGGAAACUAUAUGAGUACAAUGAGUCUAAGGACUGGUUCUACGAGGUAGAUCCGAACAAUAUGGAAAACAGUAAAAAGGUUAGGCAAGUAGGUAUAACCUAUAGGGAACGAAAAUAUUCUGUGGUUCCUACGGCUCCCAAAAGAGCCCUGUCCUCUAUAUCAUCAGCAGGUUCUCAGGGUUCUGUCGGCAGCAUUAGAAGCUCGCUAAAAGAAUUUGCAAGGGCUAAUGGAUUACAGCCCAGUAUUUCCUUAAGAAAUCCUCUAGGUAGAGCCCCAGGAAGUAUUGUUGUAGGAGAUCUUAAGCGUGCUAGAGGUAUUCCCCUGCAGACUUCCUCCAGCUCUACAUCAUCAUUGACACCCGCCAACAAUAAUACCAGUACCCCUACAACUGAAGCUACACAUCGCAGUCCUUUUUCUUAG
Messenger RNA from Brettanomyces nanus, 2454 nucleotides. RefSeq lists its product as uncharacterized. NCBI's taxonomy places the organism in Eukaryota, Fungi, Ascomycota, Pichiomycetes, Pichiales, Pichiaceae. Gene Ontology annotation, molecular function: 6-phosphofructo-2-kinase activity; ATP binding. The transcript has a single exon. Gene Ontology annotation, cellular component: cytosol. Bases 1 to 2454 code for a protein of 817 amino acids. Gene Ontology annotation, biological process: fructose 2,6-bisphosphate metabolic process; fructose metabolic process. The record is from RefSeq and is a predicted model, not a curated record.